Antechinus flavipes (yellow-footed antechinus) is the source of this 2184-nucleotide messenger RNA. RefSeq names its product C-C motif chemokine receptor 4 (gene CCR4). The transcript has a single exon. The record is from RefSeq and is a predicted model, not a curated record. The coding region runs from base 316 to 1368 and encodes 350 amino acids. Gene Ontology annotation, cellular component: membrane. Gene Ontology annotation, molecular function: C-C chemokine receptor activity. Gene Ontology annotation, biological process: immune response; G protein-coupled receptor signaling pathway; inflammatory response. Lineage: Eukaryota; Metazoa; Chordata; Mammalia; Dasyuromorphia; Dasyuridae.
UGGUCCAUUGUGGGCAACUCCUGAUAUGUAAUCUCCUUUCACUGCAUAUUGUCAUUGUCCUGCAGUAGAGAGUCAUAAGGAGUCGUGUAGGGCAUGGAGAGAUUAUGUGACUUGCCCGUGGUCACACAGAGUAUGAGAGACAGGUUUCAAUCCCAGGUCUUUUUUACUUUCGGGUAGCCCUUCUCUUCACUACACCAUGCUGCCUCUCAUGAAGCAUUUUUUUUUUUUAAAUUCAGAGUAACCUUGGUUGAUGUCAUUGAUUAAAAUACAUUCUUCUCUUUUUCCCUUCUUCUAGUUGGGUCUACCUCAGAGAUAAUGGAAACCACUUUGGACUAUAGCAACUACUACAGCUUUGACCUCCCCAGUCCUUGCAGCAAAGGGGGAGUGAGGGACUUUGGAAAACUCUUCCUGCCACCAUUAUAUUCUCUGGUGUUCCUAUUUGGUCUGCUGGGCAACCUCAUGGUGGUUCUGGUCCUCCUCAAAUACAAGCGGCUUAAAUCCAUGACUGACGUGUACCUGUUCAACCUCGCCAUCUCUGACCUGCUCUUUGUUUUUUCCCUCCCUUUCUGGGCCUACUAUGUUGCUGACCAGUGGGUUUUUGGAACAGCCCUUUGCAAAAUCAUUUCCUAUGUAUAUCUGGUUGGGUUUUAUAGCGGUAUAUUCUUCAUCAUGCUCAUGAGUGUAGACAGGUACCUGGCAAUAGUGCAUGCUAUUUUUGCCUUGAGAGCCAGGACUCUGACUUAUGGGGUUAUUACAAGUCUAGUUAUAUGGUCAGUAGCCAUAUUUGCCUCACUUCCAGUCUUGCUAUUCAGCACAUCUUACACGGAGAAUAACAAUACCUACUGCAAAGAGAAGUACCCUGGGAAUUCAACCACAUGGAAGGUUCUAAGCUCUCUAGAAAUCAACAUCUUGGGGCUUUUGAUUCCUCUUGGAAUCAUGUUCUUCUGUUACACCAAGAUCAUCAAGACCCUGCAACGCUGCAAAAAUGACAAAAAGAAUAAGGCAGUAAAAAUGAUCUUUGCAGUCAUGGUUGUGUUCCUGGUGUUCUGGAUCCCAUACAAUAUUGUGCUCUUCUUGGAGAGUCUGGUAGAAUUGGAAAUUUUCCAGGACUGUACCUUUAGCAUGGAGCUCGACUAUGCACUCCAGGCCACUGAAGCUCUGGCUUUUGUUCAUUGCUGCCUCAAUCCAGUCAUCUACUUCUUCCUAGGGGAAAAAUUCCGAAAAUACAUCAAGCAACUCUUCAAAACUUGCAGGAGGCCUUUAAGGUUCUGCAAAUACUGUAGUUUUCCUCAAGUUUAUGCUUCAGAAACACCCAGUUCUUCUCACACUCAGUCUACUAUGGAUCAUGAAAUCCACGAUGCUUUGUAAAGAACAGCAGACAAUCUUCCUUCAAGAGAGAGAGAGGAACUGAGAUAUCCCUUGAUGUCCCUAUUCAGAUUCCAAUCAAUAAAUAGACAGUCAGAACAUCAAUCUGUCCCUCACCAUGAAAUGGGCUUUUCUUCUUAAAGUGUGUUUAAUUCCCAAACCGAGUCAUUGUUCAACUGGGUUAAGAAACCUCAGCUUGUUCUGCUCUCCCAUAAUUAGAAUAGCAUCCUGGGUGAUGAUUUAAAAAAGCCUAUCUGUGAAGAAUAUCAACAGGGUGACAGAUAACAAAGAUGGGGAUGCUAUUAAUAUGUGGCCAGAGAUGACUAACUAGACAGCCAAAGGUUAUGGAGAUGGCAAAAAAAGAAAAAAACUACCCAGAACAUUUGAGAUUGUUCAGGCUGCGACUCUUCAUUUAUAUCCCUGGUAUGUAAGAAGUCAAUGGAGGGUAGAGUUUUUUGAUUGUUCUCUACCUACUACAAUUCAUUUUAUUUUCUUUCCUUUUCCUUUUUCUUUUUUUCCUUUUUUUGGCCUGUUUUUUCAUCAGGUAUUCUUGUUUAAAUCUUUUGGACAUAAUGCAUUUUAUAGACUGGUAGUCUCAAACUCAGAUUUUGUGCUUGUUUUAAGUUGAUAACUCCUCCCUUCUUCUUGCACUACUUCUGUUGAAAACCCUAUUUUUUCUCCACAAAGAUUCAUUUAAUCCAAUUACCUCUAAAAAAGGUUUCUCUGGUCUAUCUGGGGAAUAUAGCAAGCAGCUCCAUGCCUAAAAUUUUGAGAAUCCUGAUGUAGCUUGAGCAUGUUCCAUAUAUAUAUAUAUAUAUA